CGCUGGGUUGCCAAAUAACCCAAGUUGGGUUGUUUUUACCCAGCAUUUUUAGUGUAGCAAUAAUAUUCUAACAUACCUUUCAGUUCUACCCUGUAUGAACUUUACAUCAAACUGUACAUUUUUACAUCAAUUCAGUACGGUCUUUUUGCCCUUGAGUGGCAGAGGUGACCUCAGCAUCUCACAUCACAGUGUUCCCCGGAGCCCGCGCGCUGAUUGAAGUGUUCUGGUUGCCAUGACUACUGAGAACCUGUGAGGGACCAAUGCGCGGCGCUGCUUCCACAUGAGCGCGCAGACUCUAUAGGCUGCGCUAUAAAAUACUCCUCUUCCCUGAGAAACAAGCGACGAUUGGAUGAUGUCUGGAUUGGAUGAUGUCUGAAUAAAGUCUCUAUUAAGGACUAAGCACUCGCGUUCAUCACGUGCUCAUACGCGCAAGCGUUGAGUCGGCUGGAGUAUGCAAAGCGAAUGUGAUCUUGCAUUCCCAUCUCCUCCUCCUCCUACUGGAGCCGACACGGAGAGGCGUUUCGUCAUGUGUAAAGAAACAGUUUUACCGCAAUGCUAUUUCAAUAGCCCUCCAGCUCCGCACGAGAGCCACUGACCCAAGAGGAAAGGGUGGUGCCGCGCACUGGCAUAGUCCAUGCGCGUUCACGCGUUUAUCUGGAGUCGGCUCAGCAGACAAGAACCGAGCGGAGCAGGUGUGCGCUUUCAGUCUGGAUUCAGACCUCCUCUCUCGCGUCUCUGACUUUGAUGGACUUACAUGCGGCGCGUUAACUGCGGUGGAUGACUCCAUAUGCGUGUUUAUUCCUCAGGGUGAAAGUGUCCUUCUUCAGAACACAGAUCAGUGGAGAUCUUCAUCAUGAAUACAGGUAGUGAUUCCCAGUCAUCAGAUUCAGAUGCCUGGCGUUCACGCAGUGUGUCUGAGGGGUUGCGGAAUGGAGAUGCCAGCAGCUCGUCCUUGACUUCUAAAGGCUUCCGCAGCGUUAGACCCAAUCUACAGGAUAAGAAAUCUCCCACUCCGGUCCCCUUGCCGCCCCCUCGGAGAGAGAGCUAUCACAUGACCCCUAACCCCCCAUCUUAUAGUUCCCUCGCAAUGCUGUCAAAUGCCUCCCUCUCUCCCCCACAGAGUGAUGAUGCCAUUUCCUCAGGCUCUUACACCAUCCAGUCUAGCGCCACUUCCUCAUACUCAUACUCUAAGACUACCCAAACCUCCACUAGCACCUCUGGAGCCCCCCUCGAGGAGCCCCCCUUGUCCCAACAGGCUAAUGCUAACAGUUUUAUCACUCGGGUUCUGGGGAGCAAAUUGUCAUCUUCGAAAUUUUCAAAUGACCAACUGAAUGCAGCCCCUAACAAGACGAAAAUUAUUAAAACUGAACCUAAAUCUAAAACUAAGCCGAAGAGUACAUUUGCUCCCCCACCUCAAGACCCCACUGCUACUUCUGAAACACACGUAGCCUCUCUCUCCAUCCAGUUAGCUCCUCGCAGUCCAGAACCCCAAGCAGAGACUCAGUCAGGGCCUGAGACUAAAUCCAGGACAAACGCAGUGGACCCCGCUGACCCCACGCAAGCCCCUGUUGUACCACCAAGACCAGCGAGCAGUUUGUUGGGUCAGAUGGCAGUGAACGGAAGCUCUCAAUCUCAGAGGCCCUUCUCUCCGCCUGCGUACCCUCCUCCACCCCCAACCCUCAGCCCAGGCCUAGUAAAAAUCCAGCAGGGUCGUAGUUCAGAGGGUUCAGAGACAGUGAAGAGAGAGACCGUGAUCUCUGGUCAGACAGUGGUCAGCAGCUCUGUGCCCAUCGCUCGUUUCUCGGAGGAAGAGAAGAAGGUGUCCAUCAUAAAAGCACCCCAUUACGAAGGCAUCGGACCAGUGGAUGAGUCAGGCAUUCCCAUCGCCAUCCGAACGACUGUGGACAGACCCAAGGACUGGUACAAAACCAUGUUCAAACAGAUCCACAUGGUUCAUAAAGCAGAUGAUGACUAUGCAGACACAUAUAAUGCAACAUACGCUGUCAUAAACAACGAAAAUUACCCUCCUGUUCAUGCCCACCCACCGCCUCGAACACACACCUACCGGCCUCUCUCUAGAAAUACCUCAGAAACGCCAGACGGUGCCAUCCAACGGGAGCUCUCGCCAUCACCCGUGCCUCCUCCGCCCCCUCCGAUGCCCUCUCUCCUCCAGCUCCGUUCACGAGACAUGGACAGAGAGAAAGAGUUCUCGCACGACCCAAAUGAGUGGGGUCCUCCAGAUCGAAAAGUGGACACGCGUAAAUACCGGGCGGAACCACGGAGCAUCUUUGAGUAUGAGCCGGGCAAAUCCUCCAUCCUUGAGCAAGAAAGGCCUACGUUUGAUUUAAACCCAGAUGACAUAGAUUUAGAGAAUGAGCCUUGGUUUAAAUUCUUUUCCGAGUUGGAGUUUGGACGGCCGCCUCCUAAAAAGAGGUUGGAUUAUAAUCCUGACUACUCCACACAUGCUGUGGCACAGUCAUCCCUCUAUCUCUCGCCUUCUGAACGACCCGAGGGCCCUUCAAGUUCUGCAAGUGACUACAGAAAACGGCGAAAGUCGGAACCAUCUGUCACUCAAGCCAACACAGGAAUUGAGCAGAAUGCCAGUCAAGUAUUUUCCCGCCCAGCUGACUCCAAUAAAGCACAGACGCUGAAGAAGCCCACCAUACGUUCCUCCCCCUCCUCACCAUCCAGACCCAAAGCUGGAGACGCUAGUGAGUCACUCUCCUCCUGUAUGAGCUCUCCAGGUAUGGAGCGCCCUUCCUCUCGUCUCUCCUCAGACUCCCUCACUAUCUCCACACCAACCUGGCGUGGCUCCAAGCGCUCCAUCUGCUUCAAGAACGGUUGGCAGACAGGCCGACAUGAAGCUACGGAGACUUGGAGUAGCGUUGACGACGAAUCUGUCGUGACGCCUUCAUCACCACGGCUCAAAUCGCGCAGCUGUGAUGAUUUGUUGUCUGAUGGACACGGUGCUAGUAAUAACGGGAGAGCGUCCACUUCUGUGACUACCACGCGCUCUGAAAGUGCAGGUUCGUUGCUUGAUGAAGAUGCUCCACAGAAGCCUCAAGUAAAAAGUCUUACCUCAUCUCCCAGGGGGCGCCGACAUCACCGGCGUAAGAUGGCACACGAUGCUCCAGGUUUCCUUCAGCUCUACAAGAAAAUGCACCAUAUAGACCGUGAGCAGCUAUUGCCCUCAGAGGUGAUUCGUUCGGUACGUGCACGAAUCCUUGAGCUUGAACGGCUACAGCAACAACAGAGGCACAACCUCCACGGUUGGGCAGCUUUUGGUAGUGAGGUACCACGACACAUGGUCCCAAACCGUAUAUCGGAAUAUGAACAGCUUAUCCAGAAAUCAAAGUCCAUGCCAGACCUUGGUGAUGAGAAUGCCCCGUCGGGCACCACCACACCUGGGUCCUCUAGGGCCAGCAGCUGUCCCAAACGACGCUUUUCUGUGGAAUCACUUUUGGAAGAGGAGGAUCCUCCUGAAAGGGCUCGAAGUCCCCCUGAGGGACAACCAAGACCAGGACCAGACAGCAGUAGCCUGGGGCCAAUUCAUGGGAAGAACCAGAGGCAGCAUCAAGACUACUCAGACAGCGAGCAGGACGCCUGUGCCUCGGAAAUGAGCGACAUCCACAUAGAAGGGUCUUCAUUGUGUAGCGAAAGCGACCUUGAUCAUUGCUCACUUACCUCAUCGGAGAGCUUCUUCGGUUCUGGGCAACAUCACCAUCAUGGACACCACCACGGACACCGUUACCACCGCCACCAUCACAUGCACCAGAGUGUGGGUCAGAGUCAAGGUUACCAACACCGCCACCUCAUCAGCACCUGUAAGGGUCGCUGUCCGGCAUCCUAUACACGAUUCACCACCAUGCUAAAACACGAGCGACAACAAGAAAGGGCUCGGCAGGAGUCACACCCUGCCGCCACAUCUCCACUAGCCCAACAGUCACCCAGUGAGUCAGGCCUUUCCAAACUCGCCUUCCUGGUCAGUCCUGUGCCUUUCCGCCGGAAACGAGGCUCCCCGCCAACCCAGCGUCGACAUUGCAGAAGCGGUCGGCCGAAAUCCAAAACCGCAAUUUAUGAGGCUUUAGAUGCCGCUUUGCAGGACAUUUAUGACCACAUAAGGGCGGAAAGGGGGCAAGGACCAGCAAGGAUGCCUGAUGAUAGCAUAUUGCGGCGGUUAUUGGAGGAGUUGCUACCAGACGUGCCCAAACGUAGCUCCUCCUUGCGGGCUCAGAGAGGGUCCGGCUCCCCCUCCUCGCCCCAUGUCCACCAGCCUUACCAUGGAGCCCACCAAUGUGCCUCCUACCAGCAGCAACACCACCAUGCAGACGCCUCCAACAACAACCAGCAUAAUGCUAAUGCUAAUGUGCACUGCUAUUCAGAUCAGGGCUCUGAUACAGGACGUCUCACACCACAAAGCAGAAGACCCACGCCAGAAAGAGAGGUAUCAUCUAAGCAGAUGACCUAUCUUAUAUUGUCUUCUCUCCUCCAUCAGAAACAGUCUGCCAGGGCUAUUUAUGAUUUUAAAGCUCAGUCUGCCAAGGAACUUUCCUUUAAGAAAGGUGAUGCUGUCAACAUCAUCAGACAGAUUGACAGUAACUGGUAUGAGGGGGAACACAGAGGAAGGAUUGGAAUUUUCCCCAUCUCUUAUGUUGAGAAAGUGGCAUCUCCAGAGCGGAGGCAGCCUGUCAGGCCUCCUCCCCCAGCUCAGGUUCGAGAGAUGGGAGAGGCCAUAGCACGAUACAACUUCAAUGCUGACACUAACGUGGAGCUUUCUCUUAGAAAGGGGGAGCGAGUGAUCCUUCUAAGGAAGGUGGAUCAGAAUUGGUAUGAAGGAAAGAUUCCUGGUUCAAACAAGCAGGGCAUUUUCCCUGUGUCCUAUGUCGAUGUGAUCAAGGGCUCUCCUUCCAAGAGCCCCAGUCGCCAAGGAGACACGCACACAUACAGGGCACAUAAGCACUAUACAGAGUCCUCCCAUUUGCAGUGUUUUGAUUCUGCCACUAAGACUCACCUUCAAACAGUCACUAGCGAAUGGCUGUCCCUUACAUUGGGUGUCUCCACCACAUCCCCAUCUUCCUGUGAAAGUCCAGUCCCACCCACUCCUCCUCCAUUACCCAGCAAUCUACACUGCACAAGCCCCCAAUCCCCUGCUCCACUUGCGCGAAGGUUCACGCCACCACAAAACCUUUCCUCAAAAUGCUCCCCUGUUCCUAGCCAAGGACCAAUCACUUCAAAGUCCUCAAAUAUUUCUCUUUAUUCUUAUGAACAUCUCUACAGAGAUAAACUGACAGCAGUAGAUGUACCACAAACAUUCGGUUUACCAGUGAAACGGAUCACAGACCAUAAUCAAGAUCUGGAACGAAAGGGACAUGAUGGUAAAAAGUUCUUAGAAGAUAUGCAUUUAAAAGAGCAAACCUUGAAACAAAACUAUGACCCAUCCAAGCUAAUAAACGAAGCUGAUCCAUAUGGUGAGCUUAUGUCGAUGUUUCUGAAAAAUCAACUUUAUAAUGAACUUCAAUUCAAAUUGGGCAUUCGUUCAAAAAACAAGGCUAAUCAAGAAGUAUUACCUGAUAAGCCAAUGUCCAUCAGUCCAAGCCACAAAUCAGAGAAUAUACUGGAUAAACGUCAUGAUAUCUACGAGAAAAAGGCUGAGGAGGUGCUGUCAGUUAUUUUGAAUGAGAAAACAGAGUUUUACAGUCCAGUAGCUGCUAUAAAAUGGGAGGAACUUCCUGAGUUGUACAUAAAGGAAGAGGACGAUGAAACAAACAACAGAUCAGGCUUGGAGACUGUAUCAAAUAAAGAGGCUGACUCCUCCUCCAUCACUCCAUCUCUUCCGUUCUCCACCUCCCCCAUCCCUAAUUCCACCCUUGCUCUCCCUUCCACUAGUUUUUCUGCUGUUCACUGUUCUCCACUGUCUGCUUCCAAAGCUUCUCCAUGUCCUCAUUCUUCUAUUCCUCUUCCUUUGGUGCCCUAUUCCUCCUCUGUCCUCCAAACCUCAGUUGUAUCUUCCCCUUCUGACUCUCCUCUCCCUCCAUUAUGUCUCUCCACUCCUUCACCUCCUCUGUCUCCUCCAAACUCCCCAAUCCCUCUUCCUCCUCCUCCUUCAUCGACUUUCAAUGUUCCUAUUCCUUCACUGCCUUCUUUGCCUUCUAAUUAUCAAUCAUCUCCUUCUGUCCUCCCUCAGCUUUCUUCUCCCACUCCAGCUCCUAUUCUCACAAAUAUCCCUUCCUCCCACUCUCCUUCUCCUCCCCCCUCUCCUCAUAUCUCACCAAUCCCUCCAUCACCUCGUUCAUCUCCUAUUCCUCCUUUGCAUGCUCCUCUUUAUACCUCCUGCCAGCCUCUUCUACCAACUAUUCCAGCCUCUCCACCCUCCUCUCCCUCUCCUCCUCCAUCUUCUUCAGACCAAAUCCCAUUUCCUCCCAGGUCUCCUCCACUCUUCACUUCUCCUCCUCCCUCCUCUGUGCCUGUAGUCUCCACUCAGCCCUCUCCAUCCAUCCCUCCAUCCUCUCCCUCUAUUCCUCCUCUCUCCCCACGUUCACAGCCUCGGUCUCCUAAGAUUAAGAAAAUGAUGCAGGAUUCUCAGCAUUCAAGUGGUGACCCCUUCCAAGCUGUGUACAACUAUGUCCCUCGUAAUGAGGAUGAGCUGGAGCUGAAGGAUGGGGAUGUUAUUGAUGUCGUUGAGAAAUGUGACGACGGCUGGUUUGUGGGUACCUCUCGGAGAACCAGGUUAUUUGGAACAUUCCCAGGAAACUAUGUUAAACCGCUUUAACAAAAAGGAAACAAUGGCACAAAUACGGCCACUCCAGUGCCUACUGUGUAGGGCCAACGAGGCACCUCACCUUUGAGAAAGUGUGUGUGUGUCCAUACGUGUGAGUGUGUUCACAAACACAACAGUUUUAGCUCUGCCAUGUCCACACAGACAAACCACUGAAGUUUCUUUCACUUUGAGCACUUUGUUUUUGUGCCAUCACACAGUCUUCUUGCUGUUCCUUCAUCUGCUAUUCUGACAACAGCACAUUACUUUUUUUCCUGUUUCGACAUUUCGUUAUUUGCCAGGAUGCGGUAGCUCAGAGUUAGUAUGGUGAGGAUUCAGGCAGCCACAGUAUCAAGUGAGGUCAGUAGAUCAGAAGAAAACUCAGGCAUCAGUGUUGAACUGAGUGUGUGUGUGUUUUGUGUAAUAAACAAUACUAGGUUUAUAGCAAUAGAGACCAGUGGUUAUAGAUAAGAAUGGAUAGUGUCAUCAAAAUGAGAUAAAGGUGAUAUCAUGGACGAUUAUGAAAUCACUCAUUCCCCUUGUGUGUGGCCAAAAUAAGUGAUAGGAACAGAAUUAAUGUUUUAAACAUUAAUAGUAUAGGUAACAAUACUUUUGCCAUACAGAAUUACAAAAUAACUGUCAUGGAGCAAUUUCGGUAUUGUUUAAGUGGCAGUCAUUCAUAUAGGAUAAUGUUCGUAUAAUAAUCAGUGCAUUGUGGGUAUUUGUAUAAGUUGUCUUUAAAAAGAAGGUGCAUUAACAUUCUGGAAAGGAAAGAUGCUUUUAUGGAAUUUGGUAACAAAUAUUUGAUUAAUGAACUUUUUCUAAUGUUUACUUGAGGAUUUUAUGAAUGGACUGAGUUUUAGAAUUGUAAACCAGGUGUUAGUGAACCACCUGACUUUAAUACAGUAAAGAAAAAAAACAUAAACUAAUAUUAAAGCAUUGCUUGUUUUUGUAAUGAAUGGCAACAAUGUUACAAGGUGGGCCUGCUAAGAUGUUUGAAUUUUUUUUGUUUGUUUACCUAAAUUAACUUAUUUCUCUAAAACAUAAUUUUGAUUUUCUUUUUUUUUUUAAUUUGAUUUCUGGUAUAAAACGUAAAUGAUGUAAUUUAUCUGCCACAUUUCUAUGAAAGGCCAUUUCCACCACUGAAUAAAAAAUAAAAAAAAGGUAUUUGCAACUCUAUCUCACAAUUCAAAUUUUUGAAUUCAAAUUCAAACUUUCAGUUUUGACUUUUUUUUCCUCAGAAUUGAAAUAUAAACUCAAAUGCAAAUUAUAAAGUCACAAUUCUGAGAAAUGAAUUUAGAAUUGUGUGCUAUAAAGUCGCAAUUGUGAGUUAUAAAGUCAGAAUUGUGAGAUACAAACUUGCAUUUUUUACUUUUUUUUUCUCAGAAUUGUGAGAUAUAAACUCGGUAUCAGUGAUAUAAACGCGCAGUUGUGAGUUAUGUCAGAUUUGCAAAAUAAACUUGCAAAUCUAACUUUUUCCUCAGAAUUGCGUGAUAUAAACUAGCAAUUGCGAGUUAUAAAAUCAGAAUUUUGAGACAUAAACUUACAGUUCUGAGAAAAGUUUAUCUCGCAAUUCUGGCAUAACUCGCAACUGCGAGUUUAUAUCACUGAUAUUGAGUUUAUAUCUCACAAUUCUGAGAAAAAAGUCAAAAUUGCAAAUUUGUGUCAUGCAAUUAUGUUUAUUUCUCAGAAUUCUGAAAUUUCUCAGAAUUGCGAGUUCUGAGAAUUAUCUUGCAGUUCUGACUUUAUAACACACAGCUGUAAGUUAUAAAGUCAGAAUUGAGAUAUAAACUUGCAAUUCUGAGAACAUAAUAGUCUUUUUAGCCCCCCUCGCAAUUGGGAAUUCAUAUUUCACAAUUCUUUACAAAAAGGUAAGAAUUGCGAGAUAUAAACUCACGGUUGUGAUGAAAAAAGUCAGAAUUGCGAAAUACAAACCCGCAGCUGUGAGUUUACAUAAUGCAAUUCUGAGAAAAAAGUCAGAAUUGCAGGUUUAUAUCAUGCAGUUUUGACUUUAUAACUUGCAUUUGCGAGUUUAUCUCUAUUCUGAGAAAAAAGUCAGAAUUGCGAGUUUGUAUCAUGGAAUUUUGAGAAAAAAGUUGAAAUAACCUUUUUUUUUAUUCAGUGGCGGAAACGGGCUUCCAUGUUUCUCAUGAGAUUCACUUUUAAAAUUGCAUCAUGUAACGCAAUAGAGAGAGCUGGUGGUCUUUGAUGAAUGUUUGUAUGCCUGUCUGAUGUUCGAAAUGUUUUGUUUUUACGAAGGAUUUGUAUAUCAGUAUUUUCUGCACUAAGUGUAUCACUUGUUGUGUUCUCAUCUGAAAGCAUAUAGCUUGUGUUGCAUCGGCUUUUACAAUAUAUUCAGUAUAUGGAAAAGUGUGUCUAUGAAUUUCACAGACAGCAGAGCAAUCUUAAAGCACCUUAAACAUUUAUUAGUUCUAUUAUUUUUGUUUGCUUUAAAGCUGAAGUGAGUAAGAAUGUUAAGAAUAAAAUGUAGGGACAAUGUAAGUAAACUAUAUUCAUAGGUUGAAUAAUUUACAGCUUUGUUGAUUUUGAGCACAACCAGUUGUUUGAUUUUGAGGCGGGGCUUUCUGUUGGGCUGACCAAUGGAAGAGUUUUGGAAACCUGUUUGAAAACAGAAAUUACACACUUCAGGUUUAAAUGUUUUGAUCACACUGUUGGCAUUUUACAGCUUCAUGGCUAUGUUUGCUGAUACUUUAUAUGUCUUUUUGUAUUGUAUUAUACAUGAGUUUCACUUACAUUAUAAAGCUCUUCCUUUCUCACUUUUGGUUUCUUUCAUCUGUUUUAGUCCUUGAUAUGUCAUCCCAUGUGCCAAAUUUAUUCUUCAACUUCUUUGGUGCAAAAAAAGAAAGAAAAUGUAUGCAAAAAAACAAGCAUUUUUGGCCACUAAUAAAGGACUUUCUUCAGCAAAGGAUGGACACUGGUGCACACUCCAGUCAAACUGGAGUUGGGAGAUUUCUUUUUCACUGUUUGCAAACUACUGUCCUCUACUAAAGACAGUGGAUUUUUUGGAAGGCAUUUUUUGCCUUUUUCCUUAUAGCCUUUUGACUGAACAACAUAUAGUGUUAUUUGAUGUGUGUGCUUGAUGAGCUGGUAAGCUUGAGAGAAUUUAGUUUAACCUGCUCUGCUUUCUUUCUCUCCCUCUCUUUCUCUAUCUCUCUCCCUCUGUCUCUGCUCUUUUGUUCUGUUCAAUAUCCAAUAAAUUUCUGCUCAGUUA
This is a messenger RNA of Labeo rohita (rohu), 9986 nucleotides long. It is a transcript of the gene sorbs2a, whose product is annotated as sorbin and SH3 domain containing 2a. The transcript is spliced from 26 exons. Bases 854 to 6769 code for a protein of 1971 amino acids. The record is from RefSeq and is a predicted model, not a curated record. Gene Ontology annotation, cellular component: plasma membrane. Gene Ontology annotation, molecular function: protein binding. Lineage: Eukaryota; Metazoa; Chordata; Actinopteri; Cypriniformes; Cyprinidae.